AUGCCCUCAUCACAGCCUGCUGCCGGUGACCUGGCGGUCAAGCCAGAGUACCUUUCCUCCACGCCCAGCCCAAUGGCAAAGCCUUCGGAGCCAAACCGAAACUCAAAAUAUGACCCCAAGAAGCCUCACAUCACGGAGACGCCCAUGACCACGUCGAACUGGUAUAAACACGUCAACUGGCUUAACGUCACCCUCAUCGUCUUGAUCCCCAUCUACGGCUGCGUCCAAGCAUUGUGGGUGCCUCUCCAGUUCAAGACCGCUGUCUGGGCUGUUCUAUACUACUUCGCCACCGGGUUGGGCAUUACGGCCGGAUAUCACAGGUUAUGGGCUCACACCUCGUACUCGGCGACCCUCCCCCUCAGAAUCUUCCUUGCUGCUGUCGGUGGUGGUGCAGUCGAAGGCUCUAUCAGAUGGUGGGCACGCGAUCACCGGGCACACCACAGAUAUACCGAUACCGAUAAGGAUCCAUAUUCGGUCCGCAAGGGUCUGUUGUACUCACACUUGGGAUGGAUGAUUAUGAAACAAAAUCCCAAGAGAAUCGGACGUACCGACAUUUCAGAUCUCAACGAAGACCCUGUUGUCAUCUGGCAACACAAGAACUACCUGAAGGUUGUGCUCUUCAUGGGUCUCAUCUGCCCCAUGCUUGUUGCUGGUCUUGGCUGGGGUGACUGGUUUGGCGGCUUCAUCUAUGCAGGCAUCCUCCGCAUCUUCUUUGUUCAGCAAGCCACCUUCUGCGUCAAUUCCCUGGCCCAUUGGCUUGGUGACCAGCCCUUUGACGACCGCAACUCUCCUCGGGACCAUGUCAUAACAGCCCUGGUCACCCUGGGUGAAGGCUACCACAACUUCCACCACGAAUUCCCCUCCGACUACCGCAAUGCAAUUGAGUGGCACCAGUACGAUCCUACCAAGUGGUCGAUCUGGCUGUGGAAGCAACUCGGCCUUGCCUAUGAUCUCAAGCAAUUCCGUGCCAACGAGAUCGAGAAGGGCCGUCUCCAGCAACAACAGAAGAAGCUCGAUCAGAAGCGCGCCAAACUCGACUGGGGUGUUCCUCUUGACCAGCUGCCGGUGCUGGAAUGGGAUGACUACGUCGAGCAAGCCAAGAACGGCCGUGCUCUUGUUGCAAUCGCUGGUAUCGUGCAUGAUGUGACCGAGUUUAUCAAGGAUCAUCCCGGUGGCAAGGCCAUGAUCAACUCUGGUAUCGGCAAGGACGCGACUGCCAUGUUCAACGGUGGCAUCUAUAUGCACAGCAACGCUGCUCACAACCUGCUGUCGACCAUGAGAGUCGGUGUCAUUCGUGGUGGCUGCGAGGUUGAGAUCUGGAAACGAGCGCAAAUGGAGGCCAAGGGCGAGGUUUCUCGAGACAGCUCCGGUGAGCGAAUUGUCCGAGCUGGUCUACAACCCACCAAGGUUCUGCAAAACACCCCAACAGCUGGUGCUGCUUGA
This is a messenger RNA of Exophiala spinifera, 1443 nucleotides long. RefSeq names its product acyl-CoA desaturase. Bases 1 to 1443 code for a protein of 480 amino acids. Gene Ontology annotation, cellular component: endoplasmic reticulum membrane. The transcript has a single exon. The record is from RefSeq and is a predicted model, not a curated record. Gene Ontology annotation, molecular function: heme binding; stearoyl-CoA 9-desaturase activity; iron ion binding. Gene Ontology annotation, biological process: unsaturated fatty acid biosynthetic process. NCBI's taxonomy places the organism in Eukaryota, Fungi, Ascomycota, Eurotiomycetes, Chaetothyriales, Herpotrichiellaceae.